UAUACUGCAUUACCGACACUGUACUUGUUUGUGAUUUUAUAACGCGUAGUUGUCGUUUCCGAAUUUUCGUGAACGAUAUAUUAAUUUUUGUAUAUGUGUUACCCUGUAACGCACACCUGACAUUUUGCAAUUUCAUUAUCAUCUUUUAUCCAGUCCAAAAUAGUAACUAAUUUUUGACACUUUUAUUUCCUUAUCUUACCGUUCACGGAAAAAUAUUUUGGGCUUGUAAACGAAAGUGGAUUUUUAUGCUUAAAAAAAUCAUCCAAUCACCAUUGAUACCGUUAAAAAAUUGUUAAGUUGAAAUUAAAAAAGUACAUUCACAAAUUGGUUGAAGUAUGUAUAUAUAUAUGUAAAAAGUUGGUAUGCUUGCCGUGGAGUUGGCAAACAAAUUAUAUUCAUACUCUUCGAGAAUACAUAUUGCCACAGCUUCCUCAAAAUAGAAAGAUAAAUCACAGUUUCCGAAACAAUUGUUAACGCAAACGGCAACACACAAUAUUAGCAUACGCACAUUCUCGGAUGGUCUGAGCUUUCCAAUUACAUAUAUCCCCCAUAAGGAUGGCUGGUGGCGCUGCUUCUAUAUCACAUUGUGGCCCUGUAAACCGUCCUAACUCCACAUGCGCGGUUUGUGCCUCAACCACAUAUUCACGAAAUGCCAAUAGUGAUAAUUUUAUGCAAAUCAUUCAUUCUGAGGCACUGAUGAAGGGUCUCAAUGCGUUGCGUUGUGCAGAAAAGCUAUUUGAUGUUACCCUGCACGUUGAAGAACGAACAUUCAAGGCACAUAAGGUUGUUUUGGCUGCGUGCAGUGAUUACUUCUGCGCUAUGUUCACUGACGCUAUGCGUGAAGCACACCAGUCUGAAAUAAAAUUAAAUGGCAUAAAUGCGCAUGGUCUAGAGUUGCUGUUAGAAUAUGUAUAUACUUCAAAACUGGAGCUAGAUCGUAAUAAUGUGCAAGAUGUUUUGUCUGUGUCGACACAUGUCCAGAUGAAGGCCGCUAUUGACGCCUGUUCACAUUUUCUUGAGUCACAAAUUGACUUGGACAACUGCGUUGCGAUUGCUGCCCUCGCCGACUUGUACUCACUAGAACCGUUGAAAAAGAAAGCUUAUCGGUACAUGUGUUCACGCCUCGAUGAAUUUUCGCAGACUCCCGAUUUACUUAGCCUCACAUUAGACCAAUUCGAGCAUGUGCUCGCAUGUAAUUAUCCUGUGGAUUGCUCGGAACAGAGAGUGCUUGAAAUGGUUUUGGAAUACUGUUUGGAGUCUGAUCUAAAACCGGAAUUGGCGCGACGUCUUUUCGGAAAAGUACAGUACCAUCAAAUUAGUGCAUGUGCUCUAGAUGUCAUGAAGACCAAAUGGAAUACAAAACUUAAGUCCGGCAUUGAUUCAAUUUUUUUGGCCUACUUUCGGGUGUUAAAUGAAGAAAUGUUAAAACAGGAGGUUGGAAAGUUGCAUUUAUCUGACACCUAUGUCGAUGACUUACUCUCGACGGACGUGUUAACGAAUACGCGAGGAAUGGAACUCGCCCUGGUUAAAAUAGGUGGCUUUGAGACAAAUGGCCUAACUAAUCGGAUAAGCUGUUUUCUACCUUCCAAAGGCAAAUGGGAGAGUCUUACCGUUAUACCGCACAUCGAACAAUGCAAUUACGGUACAGCUGUGUUGGGUAAUGAUUUGUAUGUAGUAGGCGGCUCUUAUGAUGUUUGCCUGAAGGAGUAUAUCCAUCCUUUCGGGUUUCGCUACUGUCCCGCCAAAAACAAAUGGAAAACCAUAGCCCCAAUACAGGCCGACCGCUGUCGAUUUUCGUUGAAUGCUAUGGGUAAUAAUUUUCUGUACGCAGUCGGCGGAGUCUGCGAACUGAACGAAAUUGAUGGUGGCGCUGAGCUUUGGGCACAUGAUAUGGCAGUUUCAAAUUGCGAACGCUAUGACGCAAAUGCUGAUCGCUGGGAGUACCUGCCAGCGCUGUCAGAGAAUCGAAGUCAGCAUGCCGGCGUCGUCUUGGGUGACCAACUAUAUAUAUCGGGUGGAAUCGACCGACACAUUGUCCUUGCAACGCUGUGGAGAUUUGACACGAAAUCAAACAAUUGGCAAAAACUGUGUCCGAUGCCGACACCACGCGCCGAUCAUGUACUCAUUGUCAUUGACGGUCGGAUUUAUGCUUUCGGUGGUUGGUACGAGGACCCUGUGACCGAAAUGCGCGUUUUAGCCGAUGCCGUGGACGUAUAUGAUACCAUCACUGAUCAGUGGGUGACUGAAUCGCGCAAUCCUUUGCCAAAGUAUUAUACCGGCGUCGCUGCGGUCAAAAGAAAAGUUUACUUUAUUGGCGGGUUGCUUUCGACGGCAACUAUAAAUCGCGCCACCUCAUCAGUGCAGUGUUACGACUUGGAUACCAAGCAAUGGACUUUUAGCUCGGAGUGGGAGUAUCCGAAAGAGGUUUGGGAAAGUACUUGUGCGGCUUUCUAUGUGCCACGUGAACGUGAUAAUGUGAAGUACUAUUGGGAUGAUGUUUGAACGAGUAAAUUAUAUAAACAACUGUAAAGUACUUUAUUUAAAAAGUGUUUGAUUAGAAAAAAAAAACGCUGAAUGUAUACUCAUUUAAAAUUAAAUUUAAAUUUUAUUUUAGUGAUCCUCUUUUGUUUCUGACUGCAACUUUUACCGCUUCGUGUAACGUAUGAAAUUUUAUUUUUAAUGAAAUAAAUUACAGCAAUGAAUAAUUUAAAUCAAAACAGAAACUAGUAUAAGUUGCGCUCUAAUGUUUAAUAAAACACACAUUUGUAUGUUGAGUGAAUCUCAAAAAAAGUAAAUAUUAAUUGAAUAGAUCAUAUCUAUUUAUUUCUGGACAUUGUCAAGUUACGUGUUUUAAAUAGCAGAUACUUCAGUCAUUUUUGGAUGUACAUAUAUGCAUAUUUCAUAUCUUAAAUCAAUGUAUUUAAUGAGUUGAAGUAAGUUAUUAAUUAUUAAUACGUAAAGAAUUUUGUCUGAAUUGGAUUUAAGGACGCAGACAUAAACCUAGUUUAACAUUUUUUACCGCCUUUUAGUUUUUCUGAUUACAAAAUUUAUAUUUUACUACAUAGAAUUAUUAACUGCAUAUUAACAAUUUAAGACUAUGUACUAUCAUCUUGUCGGACAACUGUCCAAUAAUAUAAUUUUUUAUAGUCUUGGCAGAGCCAUUUUAAUAUAAAUUUUAACAAAUAAAUAUGCCUUUUAGAAACAUAGAUUAAUGCGUUACAGAAAUAUUACUUUGGAUUAUUUUCAUGAUAGCAAGAAUUAUAAAAAUACUAAAUAUCAAAAACAAUUGUUUCUGUGAAAUUCCUCAAAAUAUACGUGGUUUAAAAACAGUACGAAAACAAACCGACCAUUACCCAUUUCCACAACAAGUACGAAAAGUUUGUGUUCCGUUUGUCAUACUGAUCCCGUACACUAACAAUUAGAGUCCGACCGAUGUACAAAAUUAACUUCAAAAAGAUGUGUAUUUUUACUAUGGCUUGGUUAGCAAAAAGCUCUGCUAGGUUUAUUUAUUAAGGAGUCAGAAUGCCAUAUGCGGUUUUGCAAAAAAUGUGUUUUUUUUUUAACAUGUGUUACGUGAGGGUUAAUUUAAAUAAAAAACUAACACAAACACAUCAGUUCACGUAUGAAUUGUCAAAUAUGGAUAUUGGCAUUACUUGGCACACUGUCUACACUGUGCACAGGUCAAGCUUUUUAAUGAAGUGCCACAUUUUUGAAAAUGGAACGAAUCGUGCAGAUCUCAA
Molecule: messenger RNA, 3740 nt
Organism: Rhagoletis zephyria (snowberry fruit fly)
Lineage: Eukaryota; Metazoa; Arthropoda; Insecta; Diptera; Tephritidae
Product: kelch-like protein 22
Molecular function (GO): protein binding
Source: RefSeq, a predicted model, not a curated record